AUGGGCCUCACUGGUCAUAUCGAAGAGGCGCGCCUUGAGGAGAACUUAUCAGCGACCAGCGAUGCCCGGGGCAAUCUCGCCGCUAUCCGGGAAGACUACAGGUCCCUCCAGGUUGAUUUGCACAUGGCCUUGGAGGCCCGUAAGAAGGCUGAGGGGGAGACAGUUGAGGGGCAAAAUCAUGCCCAGUCCCUGGAAGCGGAGUUGUCUCACGCCAGGAGGGUUCUCAAGGAAUCUGAUGAGAGGGCAGCUGCAGUAGAGGUCCGUUGUGAGGAAGUUCUAAAGCAGCUGUCUUCCACGGUGGACGCUCUGCGUGAGAGGGACGAGGCCGUGAGCCAGAAGGAGGAGGUCCAGCACCGGAAUGAGCAGUUAAAGGCAGAUUUUGAUGCCACGUUGGCUCAAAGGAAUGAAGCUCUAGCUCGGGUCGUGGUUCUGGAGCAAGAGCUGAGCAAGCAAACUGACAACGUUAAGGGCUUGACAUUGGCGGUAGAGGAGUCUCAACUUCAGAAUCAACAGCUCUGCCAACAAGUUGAAUCCCUGGAGAAGAAGUGCUCGGCCUUGCUCAAAGAGGCCAAGCUGGCUGAAGAUAGGUCCAGCUGGAGUGCGAGGAGCGCUUGA
Molecule: messenger RNA, 615 nt
Organism: Manihot esculenta (cassava)
Lineage: Eukaryota; Viridiplantae; Streptophyta; Magnoliopsida; Malpighiales; Euphorbiaceae
Product: tropomyosin-like
Exons: 1
Coding region: 1-615 (204 amino acids)
Source: RefSeq, a predicted model, not a curated record